GUAAUGGAGUACCAGAUUUCAGUAAGCUAUUAAAUUACUAUGGAAAAGUGAUUUUUUAUAUACACAUUUUUCCCUUUUUGGUAGAUGAACUUAUAAAGAAGAAAAGAGAGAGAGAGAGAGAGAGAGAGAGAGCAAACGAAGAAGGAGAAGAAGAAGAAGAAGAUAAUGGAGGUUGGGUUUUUAGGAUUGGGAAUAAUGGGCAAAGCCAUGUCAAUGAAUUUGCUGAAGAAUGGAUUUAAAGUCACUGUUUGGAAUAGAACCCUUUCUAAGUGUAAUGAAUUAGUGGCUCAUGGUGCAUCAAUUGGAAAAACCCCAGCUGAAGUGAUUAACAAGUGUACGAUCACCAUUGCUAUGCUAUCUGAUCCUGCUGCUGCUCUUUCGGUUGUUCUCGACAAAGACGGUGUUCUUGAACAAAUUUGCGGCGGUAAAGGUUACAUCGACAUGUCGACCGUCGAUCCCGAAACUUCUUGCAAGAUCAAUGAGGCGAUUACAUCGAAAGGUGGACGAUUCCUUGAGGCCCCUGUUUCCGGUAGUAAACAGCCUGCAGAAACCGGUCAACUGGUGAUUCUUGCUGCUGGAGACAAGGCAUUGUAUGAAGCAGCAAUUCCGGCUUUCGAUAUCUUGGGGAAGAAGUCUUUCUUCUUGGGACAAGUCGGAAAUGGAGCUAAAAUGAAACUUGUUGUCAACAUGAUUAUGGGCAGUAUGAUGAAUGCAUUUUCAGAGGGACUCACACUAGCUGAUCGAAGUGGACUGAACCCACAUGACCUUCUUGAUGUGCUGGACUUGGGUGCCAUUGCUAAUCCGAUGUUCAAAGGGAAAGGACCAGCGAUGCUCCAAAACAACUAUUCCCCUGCAUUUCCUUUAAAACAUCAACAGAAAGACAUGAGGUUGGCUCUUGCCCUGGGGGAUGAAAAUUCAGUACCGAUGCCAGUAGCUGCUGCUUCCAAUGAGGCUUUUAAGAAGGCUAGAAGCAUGGGAUUGGGAGACAUGGAUUUUUCAGCAGUGUUUGAGACCUUGAAGGUUCUUAAACAUUCAUCUUAAUAUAUCGCAUGGAUUUAUAAAUGUCAUGAAAACACGAACAAGGUAGGGGACUAUAUACUGAUUUAGGGUUUUGAUUCUUACUUUUGAACAACCAUUCAGUAUGGAGCUGGAAUUUUAGUGCUACAAUAAAUAAAUAUAAUUAUAUGAGAAAUUAAUAUGGUA
This is a messenger RNA of Gossypium raimondii (Peruvian cotton), 1203 nucleotides long. RefSeq names its product glyoxylate/succinic semialdehyde reductase 1. Gene Ontology annotation, molecular function: NADP binding; 3-hydroxybutyrate dehydrogenase activity; NAD binding. Gene Ontology annotation, cellular component: cytosol. The coding region runs from base 166 to 1041 and encodes 291 amino acids. The record is from RefSeq and is a predicted model, not a curated record. NCBI's taxonomy places the organism in Eukaryota, Viridiplantae, Streptophyta, Magnoliopsida, Malvales, Malvaceae. The transcript is spliced from 8 exons.